AUGUUACCACUUGCUCUUCUAGCUUUUGCUCUCUUGCUAUUCUUCUUCUUCAAAAAACACAAAACAUCUAAGAAACCAAAUCUUCCACCAGGACCUAAAGGCCUUCCAUUAAUUGGAAACUUACACCAACUUGAUAGUUCAGUUCUUGGUGUAGACUUCCAUGAACUCUCAAAGAAAUAUGGCUCUUUAGUCUUCCUUAAACUUGGUUCAAGACAAACACUUGUUGUUUCAUCAGCUAAAAUGGCCAAAGAAGUAAUGAAAACACACGAUAUCGAAUUUUGUAACCGACCCGCUUUAACCAGCCAUAUGAAAUUCUCAUAUAAUGGAUUAGACCAAGUAUUUGCACCAUAUAGAGAAUAUUGGAGACACACCAAAAAAUUCUCAUUCAUCCAUUUUCUUAGUGUAAAACGUGUCUCAAUGUAUUACUCAGUUAGAAAAUUUGAGGUAACUCAAUUCAUGAAAAAAAUAUCAGAACAUGCUUCUAGCAACAAAGCUAUGAACCUUCAUGAGCUUCUUACUUGUCUCACAAGUACCAUAGUUUGUAGGACCGCGUUUGGUCGAAGGUAUGAAAAGGAAGGAAUUGAGCGUAGCAUGUUUCAUGAUUUGCUUAAAGAAAUUCAAGAGUUGACGAUUUCGUUCUUUUACACCGAUUAUUUACCUUUUAUUGGAAAGAUCGUUGAUAAAUUCACUGGAAUGACGAGUCGUCUCGAGAGAACAUUCAAGAGUUUGGAUGUAUUCUUUCAAAGUGUUGUCGAUGAACAUCUUGAUCCAGAGAGGAAGAAGUUGCCUCCAAAUGAAAUGGAUGUAAUUGAUUCAUUGAUUCAAUUGAAGAAUGAUCCUUACUGGUCAAUGGAUCUCACUUCUGAUCAUAUCAAACCCUUGAUUAUGAAUAUGUUGUUUGCGGCAACAGACACAAUUGCAGCCGUAGUAGUUUGGACUAUGACUGCACUAAUGAAGAAUCCAAGAGUGAUGCAGAAAGUACAAGACGAAAUUCGUAAAGCGUACAAAGGGAAGGGUUUUAUAGAAGAAGAAGAUGCUAAAAAGCUUCCAUAUCUAAAUGCAGUUAUAAAAGAAUCGAUGAGAUUGUAUCCAAUAUUGCCCAUACUUUUACCAAGAGAAACAAUGAAAAAGUGUAACAUUGAUGGGUACGAAAUUCCAGAUAAGACACUGGUGUUCGUGAAUGCUUGGGCAAUUCAUAGGGAUCCUGAAACGUGGAAGAAUCCAGAAGAAUUUUAUCCAGAGAGAUUCUUAGACAGUCAUAUAGAUUUCAAAGGACAAGAUUUUGAGUUGAUUCCAUUUGGUUCGGGGAGAAGAAUAUGUCCUGGAUUAAACAUGGCGGUUGCUACAGUGGAGCUUGUACUUGCUAAUCUUCUCUAUUUGUUUGAUUGGGAAAUGCCUGAAGGAGUAAAGAGUGAAGACAUAGACAUUGAUGGUCUUCCAGGACUUAUUAAACACAAGAAACAUCCUCUGUACCUUGUUGCUAAGAAGCGAAUUGCAUGUGUGUGAUCUUCAACAUGAAUGUUUGUUCCUAAGAUAUUACUCUAAAGAUUGUCUCUGGAAAUUAAGUGUUAGUGAAAUAAUUAAGUGUAUGGAUGAAAUUAGAUUUGAGUCUCUAUAUGUGAUAUUUUAAUAAGAGACUCUGUCUUUCUAUUAUCGUUUUUAAUAAAUAAAAAUCAUCUUUCUAUGUAGAUUGUUCCUUUGGGGUUUAUUCUAUAGAUGAUGGUUUUUGACU
Molecule: messenger RNA, 1732 nt
Organism: Cicer arietinum (chickpea)
Lineage: Eukaryota; Viridiplantae; Streptophyta; Magnoliopsida; Fabales; Fabaceae
Product: 6,7,8-trihydroxycoumarin synthase
Molecular function (GO): monooxygenase activity; iron ion binding; heme binding
Source: RefSeq, a predicted model, not a curated record